Messenger RNA from Gadus macrocephalus (Pacific cod), 2492 nucleotides. It is a transcript of the gene pkmyt1, whose product is annotated as protein kinase, membrane associated tyrosine/threonine 1. Gene Ontology annotation, biological process: protein phosphorylation. Lineage: Eukaryota; Metazoa; Chordata; Actinopteri; Gadiformes; Gadidae. The coding region runs from base 206 to 2020 and encodes 604 amino acids. The transcript has 8 exons. Gene Ontology annotation, molecular function: ATP binding; protein kinase activity. The record is from RefSeq and is a predicted model, not a curated record.
UUAGCCAGCUGCCCAACAGUUUAGUGUCUUGUUGAUGCCGUCGCUCUGGUCUUCGCUGCUGUCGGGCUGAAGAUAGUUAACUGAUCUGGUGUUGUUGACGUGUACGCUAGACCGCGGGGUUAACGGGAGAUGUCGACGUGUGGACCAGAGGCUAGUCUGCUGUCGUACUCGUAACGUGGCCGGGCCUCUUUAUUGUGUGUAUUGAAUGCCCGCGUGUGGCAACCGACCCGGCUCACCGCCUACAGAGGAGCUGAAGGCUGCCUGUCCCCCGCCCGCCCCUGCUGGGAGAAUGAUGUCUGUCACCAUGGAGACGAACCUGUCCACCACCCCUCUGCCCCUCCCUGUCCACUUCGCCCACGCCGAGCAGUCCUUCUCCCUAAAGAAAAGACGUCUCCCCUUCUCCUCGGACUGCAUCUCCUCCUCCCCUCAUUCCUCCCCCGUCUGCCUCUCCCGCACCCUGCCCCCCCGGCCCUCAGCCAAGGGCGGUUGUGGGUCUGUGAGCAGGGUGUUCACCCCGCGACCGUCCCUCUGGUCCCCCCUGUCCCGCUCCCUCAUUGAGACCCAGCACCCCGCCUCGCUGUACGACCCCGGCAAGCCGCAGUCCUUCUUCUCCCAGUGCUUCACCCACCUGGGCCUGCUCGGCCGCGGCUCGUUCGGGGAGGUUUACAAGGUGCUGAGUCACCGAGAUGGCCGGCAGUACGCGGUGAAGCGCUCAGUGCACCGCUUCCGGGGGGGUCGGGAACGCACGUGGAGCGUGGGGGAGGCGCGGAACCAUGAGCGCCUGGGACCACACCCCCACAUCCUGGCCUUCAUCGCCGCCUGGGAGGAGGGGGACCGCCUCCACAUCCAGACGGAGCUCUGCUGUACCAACCUGCAGCUGCAUGCAGAGAACCAGCCAGCUAACAUAGACGAGUCGACGGCCUGGGCCUACCUGUGUGACCUGCUGCUGGCCCUGCAGCACCUGCACUCGCAGGGCUUUGUUCACCUGGAUAUCAAGCCUGCUAACGUGUUCCUCACCAGGUCGGGACGCCUGAAGCUGGGGGACUUUGGCCUGAUGAUGGAGCUGCAGCCGGGAGGGGGGGGUCCAGUGAAUGGGCGGGGCAGGGAGGACGCGCAGGAGGGUGAUCCGAGGUACAUGGCCCCGGAACUGCUCAGGGGAGAAUACGGACCUGCUGCCGACGUCUUCAGUUUGGGGGUGUCCAUCUUGGAGCUGGUCUGUAACAUGGAGGUUCCUAAGGGAGGAGAGGGCUGGCAGCAGCUCCGGAAGGGCUGCCUUCCCACAGAGUUCACCAACGUCCUCUCCGAUGAGCUGCAGACGGUGCUGAAGAUGAUGCUCGCUUCGGAGCCCUUGGAGAGAGCGAGCGUCCCUCAGCUCCUGUCCCUCCCCUCUGUAAGGAGACGCCUGUGGAGGAGGCGUCUCUCCCUUCUCCUCCAGGAGACUGCACUCCGGGUGGCUUCCCUCUAUCAGUCGACCAUGUUGUUGAGCUGGAAGCUGUGGUUGUUCCUGAGGCUGCCCUGGCUCCCCAGCUGGAAGACCCCCGCCCCCUGCACCCCUCCAAGGGACAGCUGGGAGAAGGAGUUCGCCCUGCCCCUCACCUUAUGGAGCAGCAACGCUAGAGGAAGUCUCGAGGAUGACACCGUGUUCAUGCAGGAACCCCUAGAACAUUCCAUGGACCUCUCCCCCUCCUUCCCAGAGAGGGUCCGCUCCAGGCUGUCCAUGGGUAGCACCUCCACCCCCCUCCAAAGGUCACCUCUUCGCACCCCCAGCCCCAGCCCAUGCCUUGCCCCCUCUGCCGCCCCCUCCUCCCCCUCCACGCACUUACGCUUCGAGCACAGCAGGAGCGGCACGCCGCCCGUGUACCCCGACUUCCCCGGCAGCCACCGGUCGCGACGCGGUGGCUCCAGCCGGCGUCUACUGGAGGGCGAGGAGGAGGAGGGGACUCUGAGCUGGAACCUGAGCAUCGAACCAAAGAACCUCCUGAGGAUGUUUGAGGACACGGCGCGAGAGGACCUGCGCUGAGGCCAGGACCUGACCCGUGGUCUUGACGAACCGCUGCCAUGAUAAACCUGCUGCCACGACGAUGGACUGCUGCCACCACGACGACGACGAGUUGUCGUGACGACCAGCCAUAGCAACAACCCCCGCCGCCACAACGACGACUCGCUGCCAUGACAUUUUCGAAUUAAGAGUGAAUCUGUUUUAAGGGGAUUAUUAAGGGAUCAAAUGUAUAUAAGCUAAGAGCUUUUAAAGAAGCCGCUGUUGUAGAACAAUGCUGUUUACUUUGUUGUGCUGUUCAUCUUUGAAUUGUAUCAGAUGACGGAUUUAAUGUGAUUUUUGAUUAUUUGACCAAUUUAACUUCGAAGCAUGUCACUUUUCUGUGUGUUGUUCCAGUCUGCGGCUGCUACUGCAUGUUUGGGCUGAAUGUAUUCUAGAUGUUCACUGGUUUACCUCGCUGUUCACCGAGGAUAAAUAAACAUAAUCUAAUCAGCCA